GACCUAUAGCUGACUCAUUUUGCUUUAAUUUAAAUUUGAAGUGUGUAUAAUUUCACUCGCAAUUUCCUGUUAUGUUGACAAACACAAGCAGAGCGGCUGGCCUCCUUCUGUCCAAACAAUGCAGAAAAUGUUACUGUGUACGCAAUUCAUGUAGCAGAAUACUGUAGCUAAUGGUUAAUCGUUGUCCUUUUUCCCUCUGUAGGGAAUAUAUUAGCAGGCAUGAACGAGGCUGUUGAAGCAUUUGUUGUCUUCAUGCAUGCUUCGGUAUCUGGGCGAAUUCUGCCAGAACACUUCAACUUCACGUUUGGCAAGGUCCCAAACUUCAUUUGUGUCAAUUCGGCAAACAGAGAAUUUGAGACAUGUUUGCGGCUGGUAGAAAUGUUCAGUCACUCGGGUGACUGGAUAUUGGAUGUUAAUUUACCCGAAGCUGGCGGUGUUGCAGCAGUCACGAUCAAACGCAAUUGCCUCAUUCUGGUAAAAACAGAAGAGGAGGAACGAGAGGCCAGGCGAAAGUUGAAAGAACUUUAGAACCUAUAAAUCUAUAUAUAUAUUAUAUAUCUUCAUUGUGUGCUGGGUAUUCCCGGCUCUACGUGCGAAAACAUUC
Messenger RNA from Dendronephthya gigantea, 604 nucleotides. RefSeq lists its product as uncharacterized. The record is from RefSeq and is a predicted model, not a curated record. Lineage: Eukaryota; Metazoa; Cnidaria; Anthozoa; Malacalcyonacea; Nephtheidae. Bases 220 to 528 code for a protein of 102 amino acids. The transcript is spliced from 2 exons.